UCCCCUCAGCAGCGUGCCGACCUGGCGCACUUGGAGUGAGUGACGCAAAGCGACGUGCGAUGGCGCAAAACGGGAGCGCGCAGAACGGGAGCGCGCACAAUGGACUGCUGCCGGGGAAAGACGCGGCGAUCCCUCGGCCAGUGGAGGCUCUGCAAGUGCGGUACAAGGAGAUUUUUAUCAACAACGAAUGGCAGCACUCUGUCAGCGGGAACAAGUUUGCCACCUACAACCCUGCCACAGGUGCGAAGAUCUGCGACGUGGAGGAAGCGGGUGGAGCUGAUGUGGACAAGGCUGUGGAGGCGGCCAGAGCGGCCAGCCAGCAGGGCUCCACCUGGGCCAGGAUGGAUGCAUCUGGUCGCGGUCAACUGCUGCACAAGUUGGCAGACCUUAUGGAGAGAGAGCGCCUCCUUUUGGCUACCAUGGAAUCAGUGGACACAGGGAAACCUUUCUUGCACUCCUUCUUCAUCGAUCUGGAAGGCAGCAUUAAAACCCUCCGAUACUUUGCUGGCUGGGCUGACAAGAUCCAGGGAAAGACGAUGCCCGUCGAUGACAACUUUGUGUGUUUCACCAAGCAUGAACCUAUCGGCGUGUGCGGCGCAAUCAUUCCUUGGAACUUCCCCCUGCUCAUGUUCGUAUGGAAGAUCGCCCCGGCGCUGUGCUGCGGAAACACGGUGCUCGUCAAGCCGGCUGAGCAGACGCCGCUGACGGCGCUCCACAUGGGGGCGCUCAUCAAGGAGGCUGGCUUCCCUCCCGGAGUGGUCAACAUCCUGCCGGGGUUUGGACACACAGCAGGAGCAGCCAUCGCCAGCCACAUGGGCGUUAACAAGGUGGCCUUCACCGGGUCCACAGAGGUUGGAAAGCUAAUCCAGGAAGCUGCCGGGAGGAGCAAUCUGAAGCGGGUGACCCUGGAACUUGGCGGCAAAAACCCUUGCAUUGUUUUCGCUGAUGCCGACUUGAGGAAGGCUGUGGAAGAGGUCCAGCAGGGGGCGUUCUUCAACCAGGGCCAGGCCUGUACCGCAGCCUCACGUGUCUUUGUGGACGAGGCCGUGUACGAGGAGUUUGUGCGCCGCAGCGUGGAAAACGCCAAGAAGCUGGUGGCCGGGGACCCCAUGGACCCUCGGACGUCGCACGGCCCUCAGAUUGACCAGCAGCACUUCGACAAGAUCAUGAGACUGAUCGAGAGCGGCAAGCGCGAGGGGGCCAAGCUGGAGUGUGGGGGCUUCGCUCUGCAGGACAAAGGCCUUUUCAUCCAGCCCGCAGUAUUUUCAGGAGUCCAGGAUCACAUGCGCAUUGCUAAGGAGGAGAUCUUUGGGCCCGUACAGUGCAUACUCAAGUUUAAGACCUUGGAAGAAGUGAUCCAGAGAGCAAACGACACAGAGUACGGCCUAGCAGCGGCCGUGUUCACUAAGAACAUGGACCGGGCCCUGAGGCUGAGCAACGCGCUGCAGUCUGGGACUGUUUGGGUGAACUGCUACAACGCACUCCAUGCCCAGACUCCCUUUGGCGGCUUUAAGAUGUCGGGUUUUGGAAGAGAGCUGAGUGAAUAUGCGCUGUCGGAAUACACCGAGAUAAAGGCAGUGACCAUCAAACUCACAGAGGACCUGGGGGAGAGUGGAAAGAGAGCACCCGAGUAGAAGUAGCAGCCCCUGAGGGGAAUGGCCACAGAUGUUCCCAUGGCAACAACUCUCACCUGCGCAGCAGGUCUUACUGAAGGACCUGUUUCAGCUUCUGCUCUGCUUUUCAGGGUGUGGCUUCUCAGAGCCAAGCGGUUUUGUUUCUUUUCUUUUAGCUUCAACCUAUGUCCAUCUGUUGGACUUUUCUAUCCCUUGUGUCAUGUGACCACGGGGGCAGGUUAUCUGCAGUCAGGGAGAACAUUGACUGGACACCCAUGAGGGAUUUUAUCAUGUACUUCUGUUACUGUCAUAUAAGGCAUUAGUCAAUUCCUCUCUUCCUGUGUUUCCCAUCAACUCAUACACACUGUGUUUAAGGAACAGCUCCACAUGUUUCUUAUACUGAUGUAUGGGGACCCCCAGUACAAGGUCAGCAGGCAUCUGGCUAAAAGCAUCCUACACUGUGUGUGUGUGUGUCCUUCUGGGACUUCUCCAUGGGGCAAAACACUGGAGCAGCUUGUUCCCACCAGAAGAGGGGGAGGUCAUAUUCAGUUAUGAAAUUAGAAGGGACUCGUGUUAAAAUACUUUAUGAAAUUCUAUAAAAUAUUUGAAAUAUAUCUUUCCUACCUGUAAAAUUAGUCUUUAAGUUAAUUUUUAAUUUGUGCAUUUUGUAAAGGCACAUAUCUGAGCGAAUACUGUGACCCUCUGAAGAAAGAUACAAAGAAAUAUGAAACAAAAGAUCCUGUCGGAAUAAUUGACAGCUAAUGUUAUAUUAAUAAAUGACACUUGGAGCCCUCAUGACAGCUAAUGACACGUAGAUCUUAGUGUGUCAUGCACAUUGCAAGAUGCUUCAAGGAGCUCAUAUCAUUUUGUUUUGUGUUCUAUUUCUAAAGAGUCUGACACUUUGAUAUAAAUGGCUAUAACUUCCCCAUUAAAGCUCUUUGUACAGAUA
Scleropages formosus (Asian bonytongue) is the source of this 2562-nucleotide messenger RNA. RefSeq names its product aldehyde dehydrogenase family 1 member A3-like. The record is from RefSeq and is a predicted model, not a curated record. The transcript has 13 exons. Bases 60 to 1634 code for a protein of 524 amino acids. NCBI's taxonomy places the organism in Eukaryota, Metazoa, Chordata, Actinopteri, Osteoglossiformes, Osteoglossidae. Gene Ontology annotation, molecular function: oxidoreductase activity, acting on the aldehyde or oxo group of donors, NAD or NADP as acceptor.